Schistosoma curassoni is the source of this 2114-nucleotide messenger RNA. The record is from the annotation of a GenBank genome assembly. NCBI's taxonomy places the organism in Eukaryota, Metazoa, Platyhelminthes, Trematoda, Strigeidida, Schistosomatidae.
UAAUAUCACUGUCUGAGACUACAAGUCAGAAUGUAGCCACCCGUUUGAAUACUACGGAUCCAUGUGAUGAUUUUGAUCGUUACGCUUGCACAAAGUGGGUGAGAAACAAUCCAGUAUCGAAUAAGGAACAGGAGGUUAACACUUUUAAGAAGUCCGGAAUUAUCACUGACCAUUACUUCUAUAAUAUCAUUGCUAACAAGUCAUAUGCCUUGGAUGAUCCACACCUUUUUACUGCUCGCAAAUUUUACGAAGCUUGUUUAAAAGGUCCUCAUGAUUCCGCUAAUCAUGUUGCAAAUCAAUUUCGUCAGUUAAUUUCGAAGCUAUUUGGUGAAUGGGAUUUAUUGACAUCUCCUUCAACAAAUAUGACAAAUGUAUCUGAUGGUGCUAGAAAUAUUCCAAAUUUGAGUUUAACUGAUUUAUACCUACCACUAAUAAGCACAACAGGACAUUCACCCUUGUUUUCAUUGGAUAUCGACGAAGAGGAUCGAACAAUUCGAAUCUAUCCAGGUCAGCUAACUUCAGAUCAAAAUCUCUUGGAGAAGGAUGGAGUGCUAGACCUGAAGAUCAUGUUUUAUAAGUCAUUUGUUUCACUAAAUCUGAAUAUGUCACAGAACACAAAGCUUGCACGUACUUUUCAGUUAUUUGACCGCCUAGUGAAUGCUUUCUUGGAUCCACAAACAUCCUCAACUUAUAAAAAAAACCAAACGGUUAGCAUGGAUGAACUAAAGGCCAUUUGUCCACCGAUCGAUUGGGAUUAUUUAUUUGACAAAUUGUUCAAUCAAACUGGAUUUAGAAACUACCAUAAAUUACCAGUAAAGGUUGAAGAAAAACAUGCAUUACAAUAUUAUUGUGCAUUCCAUGAAAUUCAAUUGGAAACAGAUGAAGACAAAAGUGCGCUCUACAACCUGGCUAUUUUGAAUUUUUUGGCGGAACAGGAACGUCGUUUAUUAAAUCAGAAAAAUUUUGAUUCCGCACAUAAAUCAAAUCCAAGCAAUACUACAUACUUCUCACCUUAUUGUAUGGAUCGAGUAAAGAUCGUUUUUCCAUGGACACUUGAAAAGCAUUUCCUGACUUCUCGCAUCACUCAAAACCACCGAAAUGAGGUUCAACAACUAGUUGAAGAAAUGAAAAGCUCUAUAUUUGAAUCAAUCACGCAAGCCACAUGGUUGGAUGACAGUACAAAACACUUUUUCAAGGACAAGAUUAACCAAACCAAGGCUUUCAUUUUAUACUCGAAUGUGAAUGGAUCAGAAAGAAGAGAAGAUCUUUCAGAAAUAUACGGAUAUCCUAUAAACGCGGAAGAUAAUAUUUUAAAUGAGUAUUAUGCACAGAAAUCCAUAUAUUCAGAGAAAUUAAGAAGAAGCAUUAAAAAAGCUGGUAAAAUGUCGCUACGUGAUUCACCAACUUAUUUACCUGAGGCCUACUAUUUGAAAAAUUUAAACCGCAUAUAUAUUUUUGCCGGAUUGAUGCAACCACCAUUUUAUGAAAAGGAUGAAGAUUUAUCCACCAGAUACACUGGAUUGGGUUGGAUUAUCGCCCAUGAACUUUUACAUGCUAUAGAUCUUAUAGGUGUUCUCGAGGAUAUCAAUGGGAAUCAACGAUCAGGUAAAGAUUCUUAUGCAGGAUUGAUUGCAAAUAUGAGGCAAACAGAUUGUCUGCGAUCUCAUUACAAAAACCAUUCUGAUUCGUUUGAAAAGAGCGAUAGAAUUGGGACGCGGAAUGAAAUUUUGGCUGACAAUGGAGGAUUGAAAAUAAUGUACAAUACAUACCGGAAAUUGCAAAAUAGACAACGUGUUCAAAAUUCAAGCGAACUCUUAGCUUCCGAUAGAUUAUUUUUCCUGAGAUUUGCACAGACUUUAUGUGGCCGUGUACAUAAGGAUUCACGUCAGUACCACAAAUAUUACAUUAAUCACAUUCUACCUCGAUAUAGGCUGAUAGGUGCUUUGUCAAAUAAUGAAGAAUUUGCUAAAGCAUAUCACUGUCCGAUUGGCUCACCAAUGAAUCCUUUGAAGAAAUGUAAAUUGUGGUAAGACUAUCAAAAGUUAGUAAUCAACAGUAUGAUUGAAAAGGAAUUAGUGUAUGUGUAUUUUCUUCACUGUUUCGAAAGAAUGUAG